AUGUUUUUUGUUCCACUCACUUUAUUCUACAGAAUGUUUCGUAACGAUGAUCGGCCCAGCAAACGUCAACGUGUGGAUUACGACGAGAUGGAUGAUGACGAUGAGCGCGAUAGUCGACCUAAAAGGACAUUGGCGUCAACCGUGGUUAUGCCUUCAAUCGAGACGAAGAGCCGCGAGGAGAAAAUUGAAGAAAUGAAUAAAACUGAGAAGAAGGAAGUAACAACCAGGUUGGUGAAAAGUAGGCUUUUUCACUGUUUGAUGAUAGCAAGAAAUAUUGAUAUUUAUCAUUUACUAGUAACUCCGUUAUUUUUAAUCGUUAUCGAGCACUAUAAGCUGCUACGUAACUUUAUUCAAACACAAACUAAGCCCACCAUAUUCUUCGCACCAGCUAAGCAUUCUAUGCGCUCGCUUGAACUUCUCAAAGCCUCCGAAAAGGCUAUUGAUGCUACCUUUAUUGAAAUAAAAAAUGAGAUUCGACAAUUGUUUGCUAACAGUAGUGACUUUGUGCAACAAUUUUCCAAUUUUGCAAUUUUUUAUGGAUGGUCGUAUUUAAAUAUUGAAGCGACUAAAUAG
Angiostrongylus costaricensis is the source of this 573-nucleotide messenger RNA. Lineage: Eukaryota; Metazoa; Nematoda; Chromadorea; Rhabditida; Metastrongylidae. The record is from the annotation of a GenBank genome assembly.